ACUUUCUUCGAUUUUUUUUUUUUUACUUUCAACUUCCAACAGUUAGACAAAAAACAUUAGACGGUAAUUAACAGAAUGUCUGAAAAUUCUAUAAAUCCCGCAGAACGUCUCAAAUUAGGGCCCCGAGAGGGAAUAACAUAUCCACUAAUGGUUAAAUAUUGUGGCAAUUGCUCAAUGCCAAUCGAAUAUUGCGAAUAUUAUCCAGAGUAUGAAAAAUGUAAAGCGUGGCUAGAGAAAAAUUUGCCUGAGCAAUUCGAACGUGUUAAACUAGAAGAGGAGACAGGUGACGGCGUCGAUGAUGAUAAGAAACGUCAAAAACGUGGUGGUAAAGGUUUAAUGAAAAUAAAGAAAAAAGAAGAAGUCACUAAAAGGAUAACACUAUCUAGAGCACCACGAGGCAAAAAGAAGUCUGUUACUGUUGUUACCGGUCUUCACACUUUCGAAAUUGAUCUUAAAGUGGCUGCCAAAUUCUUUGGUACAAAAUUCGCUUGCGGCUCUUCAGUAACAGGCGAAGAUGAAAUAGUCAUACAAGGCGAUGUUAAAGACGAUUUAUUUGACGUUAUACCUGAUAAAUGGCCUGAAAUCGAUGUUGAUCUUAUAGAAGAUUUAGGAGAUCAAAAACGUUAAGUUAUUUUGUAAAAGGCUUUUUAUAAUUGAUUCAGUAACUUGAAAUGCCACAAAUUAAAUUUUUAAUGUAACAA
This is a messenger RNA of Glossina fuscipes, 701 nucleotides long. RefSeq names its product density-regulated protein homolog (gene DENR). Gene Ontology annotation, biological process: formation of translation preinitiation complex; translation reinitiation. The transcript is spliced from 3 exons. The record is from RefSeq and is a predicted model, not a curated record. Gene Ontology annotation, molecular function: translation initiation factor activity; mRNA binding. Lineage: Eukaryota; Metazoa; Arthropoda; Insecta; Diptera; Glossinidae. Bases 76 to 627 code for a protein of 183 amino acids.